CCCAUCCCACCACCUUUUUUCUGAGCAAGCAAAAGCAGCGAAGCGGACGAAAACAAAAUCCAUCUCAUCUCCUCUACUCUGAAUUGCGAAUUAAACCCACCCGUAAACCCUCCGAUUCUUCUUCUUCCUCUCGCGGCGCGAAGCAACCAAUCAAUGGCGGUGGCGUCGGGGCCCGCGGCCACGUUCUCCGCCCGCCCCGCGGCGCCGGGCGCCGGCCGGCUCUGCUCGUGCGCUGCCGCGGCCACCGGCGGGGCGAGGUUCCGCGGCGCCGACGGGAAGUGGUGGGCACCGCUGCUGGGUUGGUCGGGCCAGCCCGACUACAUCGACGCUCAGCCGGCGCCGGAGGAGGAGCGAGCUGCUGGUGCAGCAGGGGCGAGGCGGUUCGGGGUGCUGACGGAGGAGAAGGCGCGGCAGCUGCGGAUGCGGAUGAUGGAGACGGAGAGCUUCCACGACGCCAUGUACCACUCCGCCAUCGCCUCCCGCCUCGCCUCCGCCGCGCGCGACGGCGACGCCAAGCCGUAGAGCGAACAUCUCAGCUCCCCGGCCGGCGCGAGCGCGGAGCCAUGCGGCACGCGCUGGCUUCUGUCUGUCCUCCUGUUGAUCGUUACUGUACCCGAACUCGAAGAAGUGGGCGGUGAUAUUUAGGAUAGGGCCCCUUCAGACUCCCCUAAAACUAGUAGCUAGCACCUGAAUGUACAAAAGUAAUUUGGUUGUACUGUACUAGAUGAUUUAUGUUUCGGUUUGCUCAGUGUUUUACUGCAGCGUAAAUAUGAUUUAUGUUUCGGUUUGCUCA
Triticum aestivum (bread wheat) is the source of this 793-nucleotide messenger RNA. RefSeq lists its product as uncharacterized. The record is from RefSeq and is a predicted model, not a curated record. The transcript has a single exon. Bases 154 to 522 code for a protein of 122 amino acids. NCBI's taxonomy places the organism in Eukaryota, Viridiplantae, Streptophyta, Magnoliopsida, Poales, Poaceae.